Messenger RNA from Linnemannia hyalina, 1317 nucleotides. NCBI's taxonomy places the organism in Eukaryota, Fungi, Mortierellomycota, Mortierellomycetes, Mortierellales, Mortierellaceae. The record is from the annotation of a GenBank genome assembly.
AUGACUGGUGGCAUGGUCAUGGCUCGUUCUCGAACUGCACCACCUGGAACUGGAUCUGGAUCAAGUUUGACCACUCUGGAAGACCGCUCCUCGCAGGAUGAUCUUCUUACACCAGCAACAAUAACGACACCCUCGUCUCGCACAUUUUACCGCCAACAACCCCAGUCGAGAGACAAGCUGAACAAGUCCGACGAUCUCCUCCUGGACAAAGACCCUGUAGUCGACCAUUUGGCUCUUACCCCAGCUGGCUCAGCUGCCUUGGACCUCAAUCAAAGCAAGGACAACAGCAGUAACAAUGGCUCUAGCGGCAAAAUGAACGGUUCGACCUCAGCAGGAACAAUGAAGACAACACUCUCGACCAGGAAGACGUAUUCGUUGGCUAGGACUCGAGCUCCUUCCCCACCCUGUGUCAUUACUGGGUUCUGCUCGAUCUCCAAAAGCCCGAUCAAGUCCAGCGGAGAACCUUCACCCCAAGACUUUCUGGGUGAGGCCGAUCUGCCCUACCCUUUGCCGUCAACUUUGCAUGAUCGUCAAACCCGUCAACGCAAGCGGGCCGAGCAACUGAGGCAGCUCAAGAUCCGCGAGGAAUGUGAGGCUAAGGAAAAAAACGACAGCAUCAACAACAAUCGCCGGAGAGCGAUCCGUCGUCGAGUCAACUCCUAUUCCGCAGGGAUGGUGUACUCAUCCGCCUCUUCCGCCUCUUCAGCUUCAACCUCCUCAACCUCCCAGCAUGCACUCUCACCCCCUUCUUCUUCCAGCAGCUGCAGCAGUUCGACCCCUAACUCGCCUGCAGUGUUUUCGGAUUCUCCCAGGAUGCAGCCGCAAUCCGAACAAUCGUCUACUACCUGUUUCCGAUCAGCAGCAUGGCACCAGCAGCGUCUCAGUUUGAACCAACAUCUCAAGCUGUCUCCUUCCUCACCAACCCGUGGCAGUAGCAGUGCCAACAACAUCCACCUCCUCAACCGACACUCUACCUCCAAUAUUGGCCAACCAUCCAAGGACAAGCUGGCCAUACUUUCGGAAUUGUCUUCUCCUCCCUCACGUCCCCAUCGGAAGGUUGCAUUUGAUCUGGAAAACAUACAGGUGUUUGAGUAUGAUGUCAGUGGCGGUGACGAUUGGUCUCCUUCGUCCGAGUCUGGUCCCUCUUCUUCUACGAUACCACCGGCGUCGACUAAUGGUCGGGAUAGUUACGUUCGCUAUUGUCCGCCGUCGGAUUGCAGUAGUAGCAGUGGCAGCAGUGAUGAAGAGUCUUCUUCUCCCAGUCCUCCUCGAGCCCUCACCCCUACUCGCGACCUCAAGUCCAAAGCUUCUUCAUGA